This is a messenger RNA of Octopus sinensis (East Asian common octopus), 809 nucleotides long. RefSeq names its product coactosin-like protein. Bases 187 to 618 code for a protein of 143 amino acids. The record is from RefSeq and is a predicted model, not a curated record. Gene Ontology annotation, biological process: regulation of actin filament polymerization. The transcript has 4 exons. Gene Ontology annotation, molecular function: actin filament binding. NCBI's taxonomy places the organism in Eukaryota, Metazoa, Mollusca, Cephalopoda, Octopoda, Octopodidae. Gene Ontology annotation, cellular component: cortical actin cytoskeleton; plasma membrane; actin filament.
ACCACAUCACAAAAACACACAACACAGCAACACAACAACGACACAUCACCACCACGCAUUCACUCUCUGCCGAGGCUUAUUUAGUUUCUUCCGCCCAUCCAGAGAAAGCUUCGAUCUCUCUCACACAAAACACAUAUUAAACACACACACAAAUAUAUAUAUUUAUAUAUUUAUAUAUAUAAGACAAUGUCACCAAUUAAAGAAAAGGAACGUAUUAAGGAGUUCUGCGAAGAUGUCCGAAACAAUUCCUCGGGAACAAAUUGGGCAUUAUUGACAUAUGACGGAGACAGUAUUGUUCCCCUUGAAACUGGGGAAGAUUUUGAAGACUUUAAAUCCCAUUUCACAAGUGAUGAACGUUUCUAUGGAUACCUGCGCAUUGAAACAGGAGAUGAAAUGAGUAAACGAAGUAAAUUUGUUUUUAUUACGUGGGUCGGGACUCAGGUAUCAACAAUGAAAAAGGCUAAAGUCAGCACAGAUAAAAAUUUCGUCAAGGACAUCUUGACGAAUUACGCUGUAGAAGUGUUUGCCCAAGAGCAUUCUGAAAUAUCAUACGAUACGAUAGCCGACCUUGUGAAGAAAGCUGGUGGAGCAAACUACGGAACCGGAAGGAGAGAUUAAGAAUUACUAUAUUAUAAUUAUCAUUCAUAUACAAUUGUUGUUAUUGUUUUAUUUUUUUCAAUUGAAUAACAACAAUAAAAAUAAUAAUAAUAAUUUCUUUUAUUGGCCACAAGGGCGAUGGAUAAAGAACACAUUCUAAGGACAAGUAAUAAAAAAUGGUGUAAAGGUUUUUGCGGAAUUAAUUAUGAAAA